This is a messenger RNA of Pelobates cultripes (western spadefoot toad), 8368 nucleotides long. NCBI's taxonomy places the organism in Eukaryota, Metazoa, Chordata, Amphibia, Anura, Pelobatidae. The record is from the annotation of a GenBank genome assembly.
CAGUGACUCACUCUGAGCCCACAAACGCAGCUCACACAUCCAAACGAUGUCUCUUACCAAUCUGUCCAAGCUAUUGGCUUUCUCAAUACUCCUGAGGGUGAGUGUCCAGUUACCAAAUGGAGCACCUAUAUCGGCUUGCCAGUCAAUGAUGCCCGUUCACCAAGGAAUCUCUCCACAGCCGAAUCCUGCGCCGUACAUAUUUAAGACUAGUUCCAGCUCGUAUCAAAGUGGAAAACCUAUAACAGGUAAUGAUGUCUUGCACAUUGCACCUCGUUAGCUAUAAGAUGUUUAAACAACGGACGCUCUUGUACGCCACAAUACAUCAGAGUUCUAUUAGAUGUCUAAACUGGUUGGGGAUGAUUUAUGAUGUAUGCUCAGACAAUUUCUAUGUUUUGCAUCUUUUACAGUUCAAAUAAUUGGCCCUGCGUACAGAGGUCUACUGUUGGAGGCUCGGACGUUUCAGCAGACCGACCUUCUUGGAAAAUGGCUUCAGCCACCAAAUAAUACUAAGAUCUUACCGGUAAACCAUGAAAUAUUCAGAUAAACUUAACUGGGCAGACAGACAGAUGUUUAGAGUAAGAAUUCUAUCUAUAAGUAAAUAUUAGCAAUGCAGAAACAAGUUUAUGUCCUCGGAAUGUUAAAUGUAGAGUUUAUUUAAUGAACACGGUAUUGUAGCAAACUAAAAACCAUUUUGUUUUUUUGUCUCUCGGUGAGAUUUCAUCCAAAUUUUAAAUUGUUGCUUAAAUUUUGCAAUUCAUAUUUUUAUUAGUGAAGAUAAAUAAACUAUUGUGUUUUUAUACAGAAAUUGAUAUAUAUAAUAAUAAAAAUUUUUUUUUUUAAGAAUUUACAUUAGAGAGAUAGUAACUCCACUGUUUGUUUUUUUUGAGGGAAAGUUAGGUAAAUAAUAUCAGAAAACUUUCGUAUAGCUUAUAACUGUUUUCAGGUUCAUCCUGCAGUCUGUGUGUAAUUAGUUAACUCAAUGUUACUGUCAACCUUGGAAUGAUAGUGGUCUAUCCCUUUUUAUCACAGAGUGCUAGUGGCUCUACUAAAUAAUUGACCAAAAAAGCUGAAUACAAAUUCUGGUGAUUUUUUUUAAAACCUUAAAGCAUGCAAAGCAUGAGAACAUCCAGCAUCGUUUAAUGGAGUCAAACUCCAUGAAAAGCCAGGAAGUGCCUCUAGUGGCUGUCUGGUAGAUAGCCACUAGAGGUUGUCUUAAAGAACCACUAUAGGCACCCAGACCACUUCAGCUCAAUGAAGUGGUUUGGGUGCCAGGUCACUCUAGUUUUAACCCUGCAGCUGAAAACACAGCAGUUUCAGAGAUUGCAGGGUUAAUCCAGCCUCUAGUGGCUGUCUCCCUGACAGCCACUAGAGGCCGCUUCCGCGAUUCUCAGUGUGAAAAUCGCAUUGAACUCACGCAGCGUGAGUUCAGAUGCCCAUAGGAAGGCAGUGAGAAAUGCUUUCCUAUGGGUGUUUUUAAUGUGCGCGCAGCUCUGGAUGCGCAUGUGGCUCCACUCAGGAGCUGACGUCGGCAGGGGGAGGAGAGGUCACCAGCGCCGAGGGAGCCCGGUACUGGAUUAAGGCAAGUGGCUGAAGGGGUUUUAACCCCAUCAGCCCAGCAGGAGGGGGGCCACAAGGAGGGGAGGGGGGACCUAUUAACCCAAACCCGUUUUCCUGGCACUAUAGUGCUCCUUAAACCCAGCAAUAUAAACAUUGCUGUUUCUCUGAAACCAUAAUGUUUGUAGCUGCCGGACUUAAAGGACCACUCUAGGCACCCAGACCACUUCAGCUUUAUGAAGUGGUCUGAGUGCCAGGUACCUCUAGGAUUAACCUUUUUUUUUAUAAACAUAGCAGUUUCAGAGAAACUGCUAUGUUUAUAAAUGGGUUAAUCCAGCCUCCAAAUCCUCUAGUGGCUGUCUCAUUGACAGCCGCUAGAGGCGCUUGCGUGCUUCUCACUGUGAAAAUCACAGUGAGAGCACGCAAGCGUCCAUAGGAAAGCAUUGUAAAUACUUUCCUAUGCGACCGGAUGAAUGCGCGCGCGGCUCCUGCCGCACAUGCAGCCGAUGACGUCGCGAGCAAGGAGGAGAGGAGGAGUACAGCUCCCCGCCAGGCGCUGGAGAAAAGUAAGUGUUUAACCCCUUCCUCUCUCAAGAGAGUAUCUGGGUAUCUUCAAGUUGUUGAGAUACUUAAUUUCAUGCAUUUGCUGCAAAUCCCCACGACUUGAAAUUUCUUCACUGAGCUCUAUGACUAUUUUAAAGGGACACUAUAGUCACCUGAACAACUUCAGCUUAAUGAGGUUGUUCAGGUGAGAACUAUAGCUCCCUGCAGCCUUUCUCAUGUAAACACUGUAUUUUAUGAGAAAAUACAGUGUUUACAUUGAAAGCCAGGAACACCUCCAGUUGCAGUCACUCAGAGUGAACCAGAGGGACUUCUGAGUUGAUGGAGGCAUAAUAUGCCUCCAUCCACUCAGAUCUGCUGUGCACGAGCAUCCUGUGAUUCAGUAUCUCCUCCCACUGCAUGCAGACACUGAACUUUCCUCAUAGAGAUUCAUUGAUUCAAUUCAUCUCUAUGAGAAGAUGCUGAUUGGCCAGGGCUGUGUUUGACUCAUGCUGGCUCUGCCCCUGAUCUGCCUCAUUGUCAGUCUCAGCCAAUCCUAUGGGGAAGCACUGUGAUUGGAUCAGGCUAUCACAUGUCAGCAGACUGCUUGUUUUUCCUGAGUCUAACAGCAUGCAGAUUUACAGCUUCUGGCUUGAAUACAGUAAGAUUUUUACUAUAUUAAUGGAGGCAUGAGGGGCCCAGGGGGGCUAGAUGGUUGUGUUAAUACUAUAGGGUCAGGAAUACAUGUAGUUGCACUGGUGACUAUAGUGUCCCUUUAACCCUAAAUAAUUUUUAUUUCAGUGCCCAGAAAAUCCCAAUGGAGCGAUUACACACUCCAACACCAAUUUAAAGACACAGUCUACAAUGUACACUUGGAUGCCGCCAGAUUCAAACUGCCCAGGAGUUAUAUUCUUUGUGUAAGUUUAGAGUCGUGGAUUUUAUUAAUGCUUAAAGGGGCAAAAAGUUUAAAUCAAAUUGCAUUGUGGAGCUAAAUUCCUUAGUAAGAAUGCAAAAGCUAACUUAUCAAAAUAAUUACACCAACCACCAUGACCACUUCAGUGAUUUGAAUUGGUCAUGGUGGUAGGAGUCAGCAUGUGCAGUGUUUCAACUUGAAUCACUGCACAUACUAAGAUAUUAGUAAUUGUGUGCUGGGGGCUUGUUGCACACCUAGCACGUGACACUGGCAGCCCAGAACGCUGAUCCGGGCUGUCAAUGUCAAUUCUAUGCAUAAAAUACAUCUGUUGUCAACGAGCACUGCAUGCUGACAACAGAUGUGAAAAUCUUCCCCUUGCAGGCAGUGCAAGGAGAAUCGAGGUUUCCUGUGAACGAUCCCUUCUCCCCAUUCCCUCCCUCCCCUCGCCGGCUUGUAGCAUGCGCAUGUGCUCUGAGCCAGUGAAAUGGUCCAAUCAUGGGCUUCUCUAUGAGAAGCCUAUGAAUUGACCAUGCGCAGUCCCAGUGACAUCAGGAGGUGGCGCAGAGAAGCAGCGCCGGUAACUUUGUCCAUUUCAAGAGGAGUAAAAAGCAAAUUGAGAGGGGGAACCUUCUCCACAGUACCCAUUCGGACUGAAUUUGUUCACACUAUUUAACAAUAUCUGGAUUUUGCAAUUUAGGCUCCCAAUGAGCCAAAGUUCAGCGCUGUAUUUUUAGCCUGGCAGAUGCCUUGACAGCCUCUUCUCCUGGGGGGCCUAGGAGCUGGCCACCUUAGAGCCUCCCGAGGCAGGCAUCUGCUUGUAAUGGAGGUGGGCGGCGAGGGAGCACACUCCCCUGCUCAGCUCCCUCACGCGCCCCGCAUUGAUGCCGGAGCCAGAAUAUGACAUCACUCUGGCCCCGGCACACUAAGAGCUCCCUCGCACACCUGCAUUGAUGCAUGCUCCGCCCAGCAGCCCAAUUGGACCCCGGGGAAAUAGAGACUCCAUGCCCAUGAGAGUGUAUAUGUAUUUGUCAGUGAGAGUGUGUGUUUGUCAGUGAGUUUGUAUGUGUGUCUGUCAAAGAGUGUAUAUGUUUGUCAGAGUGUGUGUGUUUGUCAGUACUUGCGGGUAUCUCUGUCACUAAGAGUAUGUCUGCCAGUGAGUGUGUAUAUGUGUCUGCCAGCUAGUGUAUGUGUGUCUGUCAGUGAAGGUGUGUCUCUGACACUGAGUGUAUGUGUCUGUCAGUGAAUGUGUAUGUGUGUUUGUAAGUGUGUGUGUCUGACUGAUUUGGUGUGUUCCUGAUACUGAGUGUGUGUCUGUCAGUGAGUAUAUGUGUGUCCAUCAUUGAAUGUGAGUGUCUGUCAGUGAGUGUGUUGGUUAAACAGUGUGUGUGCUAAUGACUGCAUCUGUCAGAGAUUGUAUGUCGGUGUAUGUCUGUCAGGCAAAGAGCGUGUUGGUUUUAAAAAGGGAGAGAAGUUUAGAUGAUGAGGAUGCCCGAGUUUUGUCAUGCCUAGGGAAGCACAAAACCAAAAUACACCACUGCCUGAGUUAUGUCCAUAUUUAAAGGGCCACGGUAGGCAGUUUAACAGCUUAUUAAAGUUGUUAUAGAGCCUGCAGUCCAGCCUCCUUGUUCUACCCCCUCCCCCCCAACCCCAAUAUUAAACUAAUUGGUGGCUUGGAAAUGUGGCUGAAAUUCAGACCCGAAUGUUUAAAUCCCAGUUCAUAUUUAAAUAAAAUAAAAAAAUCUAAAUUAUUUGCCUGCUGGGUUAACCAUGUGGUGGCUGGCUAGCGCAGAUUUUGAAAAGCCUAAAUAAGGUGAUUUAAAAUUUAAGUAAGCAAAAUAAAAAAUAAUCGUUUUAUUUCUCUUUGUUUUUUAGAGCAACAGUGGCAGAGGCUUAUGAUGUGUAUUGGCUUGGAGUUCAAUCUGCUGUUUUAUGGAAAGGUCAGCACCUAUCACUAUAAUUCAAUACUUCAGGAUCACUUGCAAACUGUAUUCACACGGUCUCUGCCCAGCACCAAAACCAAUCUCUGCCAUAGAUUAUGUUUUAUAUCUGCCCUCAGUUUAAGAAGCAAAAAAUAAAUAAAAAUAGGACUUACUAACUUUUAAAUGAUUCUUGAAGAAUUUUCAUUAAAGCACAAAGGACCACUUAUGUCACUUUAGUCAGUUUAACCUUUCGAAAUAAAACAUUAACAUUUUGCAGAAACAGCAAUGUUUACCCUGAGUGGUUAAACACACUCCCAGAGUAGGAGAGUUAAACAGCUCUGAGAUAGCCUAAGUAACAGAAAGGUAAGUAAAAUGGCCAUUUUAGUAUUUUUACGAGACACACGGGGAUGGGGGAUUCCUAUUUAAAAACAAACAGGGACACUAAAGCAUUGGAAUUUGUAGGUUUGCAUCCCUACUGUUUUAAGGUUCCUAUGCUUUUUGCAGUCAAUGUAGAGUAUGUGACUGCAUAAAACAAAUUAAAAAAAAUUCUUACACAAUAGUAUAGGUAUGCUCUGCAUACGAUAUACAGCCUUCCACUGCUCAGGUUAGUUGCUUAUUUAAAUAUUGUGAGAUUACACAAAUCAGCACGUAAUCCUUUGUAGUAUGAAGCUGCAUUAUCUACUUAUUACGGAUUGUAAGUAAGCUGUGCUAUUUGAGCAGACAUCUAAUAACAGUAUACAUGAUACAAACAUACUCGUUUUCCUGGCACUAUAGUGCCCUGAUGGUGCCCCCACCUGUGGCGCUGAAGGGGGAGGAAGGGGUUAAUCCCUUACCCUUUUUUCCUGCACUGGGCUCCCUUGGCGCUGGGGACUCUCCUCCCUCUUCUGACGUCCCUGGCUGAAUGCGCAUGCGCGGCAAGAGCUGCGCGCGCAUUCAACCAGUCCAUAGGAAAGCAUUCUCACUGUUUUCCUAUGGACGCUGGUGUCUUCUCACUGUAAAAAUCAGUGAGAAGCACGGAAGCGCCUCUAGCGGCUGUCAGUGAGACAGCCACUAGAGGCUGGAUUAACCCAUAGGUAAACAUAGCAGUUUCUCUGUAACUGCUGUUUACAGCAAAAAGGGUUAAUCCUAACUGGACCAGGUACCCAGACCACUUCAUUAAGCUGAAGUGGUCUGGGUGCCCAUAGUGGUCCUUUAAGUAGGUAUGCAGUCUUGCUAUCACUCAGUCAGUUACUAUCAGUCACAGUCAGGCCCGGACUGGCCAUCGGGCAUACCGGGCAAAUGCCCGGUGGGCCGCGAUGGCCGUGGGGCCGAGGCCGGCAGGGGAUCUCCCUGGCCGGCUCCUGCAGGGCCAGCGCUACCCGAGCGCCGGCCCUGCUGUGUGUCUCCAUGGGCCGGUGGGGAGAUCAAAGAUCUCCCUUUACCGGCCCAGAGACACUUCCAGGCGGCCGCUUGCUGGGGUGUGAGGGAGGGAGGAGAGGACCGGUGGAGCUCUAUCCAGCAGCUCCGCCGGGUCCUCUCGCGGGAUUCUGAGCGUUGCCGCGGUUGCCUACAGGCUAGAGUUCACGCUCACCACUAGGACCACCAGGGAUCAGGCAGCAUGGCUCUCCCAUGGCAGAACGGCUCCCCCCCGUCCCAGGCAAAACGGGGGAUAUAACUUUUUUAAAAAUUAUUAUUAUUAAUAAAAAAAUUAAUUUAAAUUAAAAAAAAUCACACACACACAGCACCCCCAGACACACACAUCACCCAGACACACACAGUACCCCCAGACAUACACAUCACCCAGACACACACAGCACCCCCAGACACACACAGCACCCCCAGACACGCACAGCGCACCCAGACACGCACAGCGCACCCAUACACACACAGCGCACCCAGACACACACAGCGCACUCAGGCACAGCACCCUCAGACAGACAGCACCCUCGCUCACACACACACAUAUAUAUAUAUAUAUAUGUGUGUGUAUGUAUAUAUAUAUAUAUAUAUAUAUAUUUACAGAUAUAUAUAUAUAUAUAUAUAUAUAAUAUAUAAAAUAACCCUCAGUGAGUUAACAGACAAAGAAAAUUAGAAUGUGACGGCAGAUAAAAACACCCUCACACACAGCACCCCUCUUACAUACACACACACUGCGCCCCUCACACAUACAAUACGUCCAAAUAUAUAUAUGUAUGUAUAUAUAUAUAUAUACACACACACACACACACACACUACAGCACUACAUACAUUACGCUCCAGAUACACGCUAGAUCCCUUACCUUAUAUGCACUCUUAAUCCUCUAUACACACACACACACACACACACACACAAUCUCCUAUACACACUCUGGGUCCUUUACACACUAGAUCUCCUACACACACACUGCACCACCUACACACACACUACAUUCCUUGUCAGCAAACACAUACAACAUUCUCUAAACACACCCUCUCUACAACCCCUACACACACUACGUCACCUAUACACACACACUACAGCCCGUAUGCACACACUCGCUACAUCCCCUAUAACACUAUGCCCCUAUACACACACUCUCUACAGCCCCUAGCCACACAUAUUACACCACAAACAUUGAAAUUGACCUAUUUACACAAUACCACACCACACUCUACACACACGCAAUCCCACAAGCAGGCUCCAAACACAUGCACCAUACACUUUCCUGGCCCUUUUGUCCUCUGGUAUCCCACUUGUUGAGACACCAGAGACAAUUUAAAAGCAAACACAGCGCAAGCAUGUUAUUAAAUUUGCUUGCGCUGCGCAGAACAAAUUCAGGGCCUUUUUCUAAUGCCAGAGCUCUUCAGCAGGGCUCUGGGCAUUGAACCAACAUGCUCACUUUGAGAGGGGGCGUGCUUGUCAUUAGUGAUGACAAAACACACCCUCUCUGGCCCCGCCCCCUUCUUAGGGGGCCGCUCUGAUUGAAAAAUGCCCGGGCCUAAUUUUUUUCCCAGUCCGGCCCUGGUCACAGUAAUCUAAGGCACUAUUUAUUAUUACCAGUUAGCUUCACCUGGUGCUUCAUGGGAGUUCUGGUACUUACAAUUUUUUUUUUUUUCAUUUUUUUUUUCAGAUGCAGCAGCAACAUGCGGUGCGAGUGGGAUUAGCUGGAGAGAAGCUCUUUAUACAAUUAUGUUUCUUCAUAUGGGAAUGUUCUUAAUGUUCCAUUUUAACUGAAGUUACGCUUACAUUAUGCCAGUGUCUUUGUUCUCUCAUCAAGCAAACAUUCUACAUUUCACAGAAUUAAAACAAAAAUAUUGCCUAUAGGAUUCUACUGGGUAUAUGACUGGCAAACCUGAUGUGUUUCUUUGUGGCACCAUCAUUGUUCUGAGCAGAAUUUUCUAAGUGUUUGCUACUAUCUUUUACUUGUCAUUUAUGCUCAGAACUUCUGCAUUUAAUUAUUUUUGUGAAAUUCUAAAUAAAGAAAAUAUAAAACCAAACAAUAAA